UUCUCUUCCGCAGUCCACUGAGCUUUGAGCCAGUCUCUGCACUAGUGCUUUUGAUCGAUUCUCACGACUCCAAACGUCUUCAUAGUCAUCAUUAUAACUAAAGAACUAUCACAUGCUUUCAUGAUUCCUUCAAUUUUAGGGUUCCGUUAGUGUGCUCCUGUUCAUUUAAACUCCGAGAAACCCUAGCUACAAACGGGUCGGGUUAUGGAACCAGUUAUCGGCGAGGAAUUUGAGUCUGUCGAGAAAAUGCGCUGUAAUGAGGUGGAUUCGAGUUCAGGGAAGAAGGAGGAGAAUGGGAGAGUGGAGAUUGAUACUUCGGCCCCGUUUGAGUCGGUGAAGGAGGCUGCGACGAGGUUUGGUGGCAUUGGCUACUGGAAACCCUCUCAAUAUAAGAUCUCCGAACUUGAGCACGAAAUGGAGGAGGUUGACAUUGUGAAAAUGGAGAAGCUGGCAGCAGAGUUGGAGAAAGAUCUGGUUAUCAAAGAAAGAGAGGCCUUGGAUGUAUUGAAAGAGCUGGAAAGUACCAAAAUGAUUGUGGAUGAACUAAAAUCAAAGCUACAGAAACAAGCAUCUGAACUCAAUGUAAGGUCUGAGUCGAAUGUGGAGGAUACUAAUGAAACUCCUGCAUGCAUAGAAGCUAACAAAGAAAACCAUGAGACUCAUGUUGGCCAUUUGAAUUUGGUUGAAGGUUUGGGCAGUUGCCCCUCUUCAGCUCCAGGUUUAAUCUUAAUGGAGCUGAAACAGGCGAAGUUGAACAUCUCGAGGACUACUAAUGAUCUUGCCGAUAUACGAGCCUCUGUUGAAUCACUUAAGAGAAAACUAGAGAAGGAAAGAACCUCUCUUGAGAAUACCCGUGAGAGGUUGGCACUGAAUUUGUCAAAAAUAUCCUCUAUUGAGGAAGAGCUGAAUGAAACAAAACUGAAGCUGCAGCUGGCAAAAGACACAGAAAUAAAAGAUGGUUCAGAAAAUCAUUUGGACAUCUCAAGGGAGCUCCAACGUUUGACUUGCGAGGCUGAGCAAUUCAAAAAGAUGGGAGAAAAUGCCAGAUUAGAAGUUUCAAGAGCAAUAUCUGAAAUUGGGCUGACAAAGGCUAAAAUAAAAACAACUGAGACCAGAUUGGUUGCCGCCAGGAAAGUGAAGGAAGCGGCUAGAGCAUCCGAAGCCUCUGCUGUAGCUGAGAUCAAGGCCUUGCCAAGUAGUGGCUACACUUUAGGAAAUAGCUUGCAAAAGCCUGAAGUAGUAACUCUUUCAUAUGAAGAGUAUUCUUCUCUAUCCUGCAAGGUACGAGAUGCUGAUGAACUUUCCAAGAUAAGGGUAAUUGAGGCAAUGCUUCAGGUUGAUAAAGCAAAUGUAUCAAAAAUGGAAAUUUUGAAAAUGGUUGAGAAAGCUACAGAAGAAGUUAAGACUAGUAAGAAGGCAUUGGAAGAAGCUUUGAGUCGAGUAGAGGCUGCAAAUAGGGGGAAACUAGCAGUGGAAGAAGCACUUCGCAGAUGGAGGUCAGAUCAUGGGCAGAAAAGGUGUUCUGUACACAAAUCUACAAAGUUUAAGAGCUCUUACCCAUCUCACAAUCAUAGGGAGUCUUUUAUGCUUGAUGUGAAUGGAUUGAACUUGGCUGGAGAUGGAUCAACAGUGCCUGUUUUGAAGCCUACGCUAUCAAUAGGCCAAAUAUUGAGUAGGAAGCUACUUCUGCCAGAAGAGUUUGAAACAGGAAAAAGAACUGUGAAGAAGAAGGUGUCACUUGGUCAAAUGCUGGGGAAACAAAAUGGUAAUGUACAACCUUCACAGGAAGCUGAUAAGGAAAGUGGCUACAAGCAAUUUUCUGGGAAGAGAAAGAAGUAUGGAUUUGCUCGGUUUUCGCUUCUUUUGACAAAGCAACAUAAGAAGAAGACAAAGCCAACACUGAACCUGAGGUAAUGCUAUGUUGAGAGUUAUCCUUCGGUAGAUUUACUGCCAACUUCUCAUGUCAUUUCCCUUUGCCCUCGUUUGCCCUCUUGCAUGGCCCUCCUCCUGUCAAGUCUUCUCAUCUAGUUGGCAGUUGUAAAAUAUUAGUGGUAUCUAUAUUUCCUCAUCCUUUUCAAGGUUAUUCUUAAGAUUUUUCGCUUCAGCUUGUAUGACAUUCUGGAGUAUGCUAUUCUAACGGUGGAUUUUUAAACCUGUCUUGUAUAUAAAUAUGAUACCUUCUGAUU
Molecule: messenger RNA, 2186 nt
Organism: Tripterygium wilfordii
Lineage: Eukaryota; Viridiplantae; Streptophyta; Magnoliopsida; Celastrales; Celastraceae
Product: WEB family protein At2g38370-like
Exons: 2
Coding region: 205-1914 (569 amino acids)
Source: RefSeq, a predicted model, not a curated record